Ricinus communis (castor bean) is the source of this 1856-nucleotide messenger RNA. RefSeq lists its product as uncharacterized. The record is from RefSeq and is a predicted model, not a curated record. The transcript has 15 exons. The coding region runs from base 274 to 1389 and encodes 371 amino acids. NCBI's taxonomy places the organism in Eukaryota, Viridiplantae, Streptophyta, Magnoliopsida, Malpighiales, Euphorbiaceae.
UGGUUCCCACUAACCAUAAAUAUGAUUAUUAAAAGAAAAAAAAAAAAAUGAAAUUGAUGGUGAUGUAAAAGGUGAAUAUCCUCACCACCGCUCGCCCUGUUCUUCGGCCCUUCAACUUUCUAUCUUCUCUCUCUAUCUCCCUCACCCUACAGAAUAUCCUUAAGACAAUCUAUCCACGCUUAGAGAAAGAAACAUGCUAUCGGUGACGACGCAUAAGGAGGCGGAAUAAAAGCGUCGUCGUUCUCCGGUCAAAUGCGUUGAGGUUCAUGGAAAAUGAAGUCACUCAAUCCUGUAUCUUUGCCUGAUUCAAAGAGUAGAAGAUCAUGUCUUUGUAGCAUUCUCCCUACUGCUUCUCUUCUUUUUCUAGUUUUCUUCAUAGGCAGCACUUUUGUUAUUCCAGAUUACAAGGAGAAAAUAUCAAGAUGGAAGAUAGUUGAUAGUUUCCAAAGUUUAAAAUUCGCCACUUGUAAGAAUCGGUGCAAGCCUCAUGGAAGUGAAGCAUUACCUGAGGGCAUUGUGUCAAAGACUUCCAACUUGCAAAUGAGACCAUUAUGGGGCUUUCCAGAGAAUGAUGAAACUUCUUCAAUUAACUUAUUUACAUUGGCUGUUGGAAUAAAGCAAAGAGAUAUUGUUGAUAAAAUGGUCAAAAAGUUUUUAUCAAGUAAGUUCAGUGUAAUGCUUUUCCACUAUGAUGGUGUUGUCGAUGAAUGGAAUGAUUAUGAGUGGAAAGAUCAAGUCAUACAUAUUUCUGCCCAUAAUCAAACUAAAUGGUGGUUUGCAAAACGUUUCUUACAUCCUGAUAUAGUUGCAGAAUACAGCUAUAUUUUUCUCUGGGAUGAAGACCUUGGAGUUGAGAAUUUUGACCCUCAACAGUACCUAUCAAUUGUGAAAAGCAAAGGGCUUGAGAUAUCACAGCCAGCACUUGAUCCUGGUAAAUCAGCGAUACACCAGCAAAUAACUGCACGCCUGAGAAGAUCAAUAGUGCACAGCAGAACUUUCAAGCCUGGAACUUGUGAUGGCAAUAGUACAGCUCCUCCAUGCACUGGGUGGGUUGAAAUGAUGGCCCCUGUCUUCUCAAGAGCGGCAUGGCGUUGUGUAUGGUAUAUGAUCCAGAAUGAUUUGAUCCAUGCUUGGGGCCUUGACUAUCAGCUUGGUUAUUGUGCGCAGGGGGAUCGAGUAAAAAAUAUCGGUGUUGUGGAUGCUGAGUACAUAGUGCACUAUGGUCGCCCUACACUUGGAGGCACAGGUGAAAGUAAGGAACCAUCUCGUUCCAAUAAAAAGGAUCCAAGACUAGAAGUAAGUAUCUUACAAAGUAUACCUUCAGCAGGUAAGGAGGCAAUCGUUUGUCGAAUUCAAAAUAUUUCAAAAACGAUGGGAGAAGGCUGCUAAGGAGGAUAAAUGUUGGAUAGAUCCAUAUGAACAAGCAGAGAAACAAAGCAUGCCCCACUAUCAUGUAGCCCCUAAAGCUGUGUAGAUAAUGUACCAUAUACAUUAUUGAUGUAUUAUAGAAACAGGUAAGAUAAAGCGAACCAAGUGCAGUGAUGGAGAUGGAGUUAUCCAGAUAUCUCAUGCUGUGGAGUUCAAAUAUUUUGGACGUCAAGUGGAGGUUCCUCAUGUGGCGGUCAAGUUUAAGAUUAUGCAUCUUUGUUUGUAUAUAUUGUAAUUUCAGAGAAUGUAACUAUGUCAUUAUUUUUUUCAAUAAAGAAAAUGCAGUGAACUAGAUAUAGGUAAAGACCAGAAUACUGAAAAGAGAUAUAAGGAGGAAGAAAAGCUCAUUCUCUUGUGACUAUUUGUUCUUUUCAUCUUCCAUUAAUGAAGGUUUUGUUAAUAAAAGAUCUUUGGUGAUUUCUGCAUUA